Messenger RNA from Paramecium tetraurelia, 843 nucleotides. RefSeq lists its product as uncharacterized. The transcript is spliced from 3 exons. Lineage: Eukaryota; Ciliophora; Oligohymenophorea; Peniculida; Parameciidae. The record is from RefSeq and is a predicted model, not a curated record.
AUGGAAUUAAACAAGUCAAAUAUAAUGGUUGCAACCGAUGGGUCAUAAGCCUCGAAAUAAGCAUUCUUUUAAGCUGUGGAGUUCUUUGAAUAUAAGAACAUUUUCAAUCAAAUCAUUGUAGCACAUGUUUCAGAUCAAUAAAAAUCAUACUUGCCAUUUGAAUUCUAAAGCACAACAAUUUAUGAAGAUUACAAAAUUGAAUUGUUAUCGAGGUAUCCAGAAGCAAACUACUAAUUAGUGUUUUAGGAGAAAGCAUAAGGACAGGAGAACAUUAGAAAUUAAAUCUUGACAAUAGCAGGAGAUUUGAAUGUCGGUUAUCUGAUAGUCGGAUUUAAUGGGAGAAAGGGAAUCAAAUAGGAUGUCACAAUUUUAGGAUAGACAGUGAGAAAUUCAGUGUACAAUAGUAAAGUGCCCUUGAUUGCUGUUAAGAAACUCUAUAAAAGGGAUGAAACUAAUGGCUUUAAAUUCGUAGUUUGCAUAGAUGGAUCAAAGAAAUCUUAUAAAUCAUUGGAAAGUGCAGUGGCCUUGUCCUUCGAUGAGCGUGAUAGUUUGUUGAUAUGUUUUGCUCCCACUCCUGAUAGAGAGGCAUUUGGAACAACUAUUAAAACAAAGGUGGAAGAGUUUAUGGCUAAAUUUCAAAGAAAAUGGGAAUAUAAAUAAUUGGAUUCAUCCUAUAGAGCCAUAGAGAAUGUGAUUGAUAUGAUAAACAAUUCCGAUGAUCUCGACUUCGUUGUAUUUGGAUCUAAUGGGUAUAGAGCUCAAUUAGAAAACAAGACAUUUUUUGGUUCAACAGCUGAUGAAUUGUUAAAAAAGGCAAAGGCAAACAUAAUUAUGGUACCUUGA